Molecule: messenger RNA, 828 nt
Organism: Coffea eugenioides
Lineage: Eukaryota; Viridiplantae; Streptophyta; Magnoliopsida; Gentianales; Rubiaceae
Product: probable WRKY transcription factor 12
Exons: 4
Coding region: 19-723 (234 amino acids)
Biological process (GO): regulation of DNA-templated transcription
Molecular function (GO): sequence-specific DNA binding; DNA-binding transcription factor activity
Source: RefSeq, a predicted model, not a curated record
UAUCACGACUUGGCUUUAAUGGAAGGAGAAAGAUCAGCAUCAGGGUUGCACUUGAAUCCCAAUUAUGAGCUACCACCCUCAUUCUCUGCUCCUCAUCCCAUUCCUGAGAUGGGUUUUGUACAGUUUGAAGAUCAUCACCAGGUUUUGAGCUUCUUGGCCCCUUCAUCACAAUCUUCUCAUAUAUCCUCGCAGACUCUCCAUGGUGGUGGUGAAAAUAAUCACACUAAUAGUAGCACCACCAGCAAUCAUAACGGUUCUUUUGGGUUCAGACAUAAUGAACUUGUGGCUACCAGUACUAGACCUUCAUGGAAUAACGACCAGGUGGGCUCGCUGAAUCCCAAGGCUGUUGGUGACCAAAAUUGCGGUACUAAUAAUGCCAACGAGGGUACCAAUUCCUGGUGGAGGAGCUCGGCCUCAGAAAAAGGUAAGGUGAAGGUAAGGAGAAAGUUAAGAGAGCCAAGAUUCUGUUUCCAGACAAGGAGUGAUGUAGAUGUCCUUGAUGAUGGUUACAAAUGGAGGAAAUAUGGCCAAAAAGUUGUCAAGAACAGCCUUCACCCGAGAAGUUACUACAGAUGUACGCAUAAUAACUGUAGGGUGAAGAAGAGAGUUGAAAGACUAUCAGAGGACUGUCGAAUGGUGAUAACUACGUAUGAAGGUAGACACAAUCACUCCCCUUGUGACGACUCAAACUCGUCUGAACAUGAAUGUUUUACUUCAUUCUAGCAGCUUGAUUUGUAUAACUAGUAAAUUAUAUAUUGUACACAGGCUAGUCGUUUGCAUCAAUCUUCUUUUUAUGGUGUGAUUAAUGUUCCAUCGAAUAGCGUUAGC